UUAGUCCCACGGAAAAGGGACAGGAUCCUAACUAAGCAGAUGUUUAAGGACAAGAUUCCCUCUUGUGUGUGCUGGAUGCAGGGGACAUCGCCUUUUCGGCUCCGUUGAACGAGUUCUGACGUCCCUGCGGCCCCGCAUCUUGGGCUCCAGGCUGCUAGGAGUCCCCCACCACCCCUCCUCUCUCGAGGGGUGGGGGCAGGCAGGGGGCGGUGCCUGGCAGUGGGGCGGGCUCAGUGGCGAGGGAGCAUUCGUCGGGCAGCGGGGCGCGGGACGUACGGGGCCGGGGAGGCGCCCUCCAUCGCCAUGGACCUGAUGUCAGCGCUGAGCCUGGGCGAGCUAGCGCUCAGCUUCUCGCGGGUGCCGCUCUUCCCUGUUUUCGACCUCAGUUACUUCAUCGUCUCCAUCAUCUACCUGAAGUAUGAGCCAGGAGCUGUGGAACUGUCCCGGCGCCACCCUGUGGCGUCCUGGCUGUGCGCCAUGUUGCACUGUUUUGGGAGUUACAUCCUGGCCGACCUGCUUCUUGGGGAGCCCAUCAUUGACUACUUCAGCAACAGCUCCAGUAUCCUGCUGGCCUCUGGAGUGUGGUACUUGAUUUUCUUCUGUCCCUUGGACCUCUUCUACAAGUGUGUCUGCUUUCUGCCCAUAAAACUCAUCUUUGUGGCUAUGAAGGAGGUGGUGAGGGUCCGAAAGAUCGCUGUGGGCAUCCAUCAUGCACACCACCACUACCACCAUGGGUGGUUCAUCAUGAUCGCCACCGGGUGGGUCAAAGGCUCUGGUGUUGCCCUCCUGUCCAACGUGGAGCAGUUGCUUCGAGGAGUCUGGAAGCCAGAAACUAAUGAGAUCCUGCACAUGUCCUUCCCCACCAAGGCCAGUCUGUAUGGAGCCAUCCUGUUCACCUUGCAGCAGACUCGCUGGCUCCCAGUGUCCAAGGCCAGCCUCAUCUUCGUCUUCACCAUGUUUAUGGUGUCAUGUAAGGUGUUCCUGACAGCCACACACUCCCACAGUUCUCCAUUUGAUAUCCUGGAGGGUUACAUCUGCCCAGUGCUGUUUGGGGCAACUUGGGGAGGCGACCAUCACCAUGACAACCAUGGAGCACCACAUGGCAUGGGACUAGGCACCCAGCACUCCGGCCUGCCUGCCAAGGCCAAGGAAGAGCUGGGCGAAGGAUCCAGGAAGAAGAAGACCAAGAAAGCAGAUUAGGGGUUGGCCCCAGGAAUCCACUGGGUGCUCUGUAGAAGGAUGUGGACUCAAAGAAACUCAGAACUUAGGGGCAUUCAGGGCUCAGACCCUCCCCUCCCUCCGCCCUGCUCUCUGCCACCCUCAACUUCCUCAUCUGCAGUUUGGAGCCAUCAGCAAUUCCAAGGGCUGAUGUGGGCUAAAUUAGUGUGGAGGAGUUCAGCAGAUGUGGAAAACCCUGCCCUCUGCCAGACCCCUCAAAAGGUCACAGCCUUUGGGGGCACACAGUGUAGGCCCAAAGCCCUGGCUGGUAGGCUCUUGGUUUUCAUUCUGUGUUCUGUCUAAUUAUAUCUUGUAACCAAAAGAAUUUAAAGCCACACGGAGACUCAAUUAUCUAGAUCCUCUCGAGAGCCAGGUGCUGGGGUCCCCUGUCCUUCCGCACUCAGGACCUCCCUAGAAUUUUGUGACUCCUGCUGGGCAUCUUUAGGCAAAUGGCCUUCCUUCUCUGAGCCUUCUGUUUCUGUUCUGUAGCAUGGAGACCCCAGGUCCUCCUGUGUACAAAAGGGUCUUUAUGAUGUCAAGCAGUUUCUUAAGCAGCAUGCUAGUGAGAAGGAGACUGGAGCAGCAUGAAGGACAGUGGCAGGCUGCUUUGUAUGUUAGGCCAUUUGUGUUUGAGGCCAGAAGGUCUCACCAGAUACUCAGCUGAGCAGGCACAUUUAGGGCAGACUGCUAACAGGAGGGGGGCUUGAAUUCCUAGGUGCCCACAGGCAAGAGGUGUGGGUGCAGAGCAGAGGGUCCAAGAGCCAACAGCCUUGGUUACUCACAAUUGGGCUCUGGGUGUAUCAGGUGUCCCUCAUGCCUGAUCAGCAUAGUUCAUUCAGUCAUUCAACAAACACACAGAUCCACACAUGCUCGCUAUACAGUGUCAUGCUGCUCCUCUGAGGAGCGAGCCUUAUACAGGGGAAGGGCCAUCCAUGGUCGCCAAAGUCUCCAGGGCACCUGAGAGAGGUGAGCAUGGGGUCCUGCUGGUCUCAGGCUUAUGUGAGGCUCAGAUCUAGUUGAAGUACCCAGUGUAGCCCAUUUGUUGAGAAAAUGCUCCUCAUAACUUUGCCUGGAGGUAGGGUAGGUCCUGAGGCUGGAAGCUCCCGGGGUUUCAUCCCCUUGAUGUCAAUCAAAGCUCAGUGUGAGUGAUCAGCCAAUAAAUCCCGUGCGAGUAAAUCAA
Messenger RNA from Mus caroli (Ryukyu mouse), 2398 nucleotides. It is a transcript of the gene Tmem38a, whose product is annotated as transmembrane protein 38A. Gene Ontology annotation, molecular function: potassium channel activity; identical protein binding. Gene Ontology annotation, biological process: potassium ion transmembrane transport. NCBI's taxonomy places the organism in Eukaryota, Metazoa, Chordata, Mammalia, Rodentia, Muridae. Gene Ontology annotation, cellular component: membrane. The record is from RefSeq and is a predicted model, not a curated record.